AUGCGAGAACGCGGUCCGGACAGCCUGGCAGGACUCGUGCUGUAUGUAGGACUCUUCAGGCACCCCGGGAUGCUGCACAGGGCCAAGUAUAGCCGCUUUCGGAACGAGUCCAUCACGUCCUUGGACGAAGGCAGCCCCGGAGGCUCGGCGGGGAACAAGGGCUCGCCGCCGCCUCCCUACCCCACCCUGGCACCUCACCUGCCGGCUGAAGAUGCCACCUUGGCGUCCCAGGAGAGCCCCACCCCACUGUGCACCUUGAUCCCUCGCAUGGCCAGCGUAAAGCUGGCCAACCCAGCCACCUUGCUGAGUCUGAAAAACUUUUGCUUGGGUACCAAAGAGGUACCUCGACUCAAGCUCCAGGAAAGCCAAGACCCGGCUCCCAGCAGCCCGGCUUCCCCUGAAACCAGUCUGAAUAGGGCCAUGCCAGCACCUCCGCCUCAGCGGGAUGCCCUGGGGCACAGGGUGACCUCUUUAACUCCUGAUGCCUGCCCCCUUCCCGGCCCUGGGGAGCCAACCCCCGGGAGCAGGCAGGACAAGCACUUUCUGCAGCACCUGUUGGGGAUGGGCAUGAACUACUAUGUGAGGUACAUGGGCUGUAUUGAGGUGCUGCAAUCAAUGAGGUCACUGGACUUUGGAAUGAGAACCCAAGUUACAAGGGAAGCAAUAAGUCGCCUGUGUGAAGCUGUCCCUGGGGCAAAUGGAGCCAUUAAAAAGCGAAAGGCUCCAGCUAAGUUCCUAUCAACAGUUCUUGGCAAAAGUAAUCUUCAGUUUUCGGGAAUGAAUAUAAAACUGACCAUCUCAACAUGCAGCCUCACACUGAUGAAUCUUGACAACCAACAGAUUAUUGCAAAUCAUCAUAUGCAGUCUAUUUCAUUUGCUUCUGGAGGGGAUCCGGAUACUACAGACUAUGUUGCCUACGUAGCUAAAGAUCCAGUUAAUCAACGAGCCUGCCACAUAUUGGAAUGCAGCAAUGGAAUGGCCCAAGACGUCAUAAGUACCAUAGGGCAGGCUUUUGAACUCCGGUUUAAACAGUAUUUGAAAAAUCCUUCUGUGAAUACUUCUUCUGAAAGUGAGGAGGUGCACGUUGAUGACCAUGCUGAGGAGAGAGAAGAUCAUGAGUAUUACAAUGAAAUCCCGGGCAAGCAGCCGCCUGCAGGUGGUGUUUCAGAUGUACGGAUCAAAGUUCAAACCACAGAACAAAUGGCUUACUGCCCCAUACGGUGUGAAAAGUUGUGCUAUUUGCCGGGAAACUCCAAGUGCAGCAGUGUGUAUGAGAACUGUCUAGAACAAAGCAGGGCAAUAGGUAAUGCACACGAGAGAGGGGUACAGUCCCAAAGAGACACAUCAUUGAUGAAGCCCGCGUGCCGAGUGGAUCUCUUCGACGACCCCUGCUACAUCAAUACGCAGACUCUUCAAAGCACGCUGGGCUCUGCCGGAAAUCAAAGUCCAGGUCACCCACUGGGGACCCCAUGGUACCCCCAGGAGACAGCACCAGAAACUGUUCAGCCAGGUGCCACGGCCCAGCCUGCCAGCUCACAUUCUUUGCCACACAUUAAGCAGCAGCUGUGGAAUGAAGACUGCUACCACGGCAAGCUGAGCAGGAAAGCAGCAGAGAGCCUCUUGGUAAAGGACGGGGACUUUUUGGUUCGAGAGAGUGCAACAUCUCCUGGCCAGUAUGUGCUGAGUGGGCUACAGGGAGGCCAGGCAAAACAUCUUCUCCUGGUGGAUCCCGAAGGCAAGGUGAGGACCAAGGAUCAUAUAUUUGAUAAUGUUGGCCACCUUAUCAGAUACCACAUGGAUAAUAGUUUGCCAAUCAUCUCUUCUGGAAGCGAAGUAAGCCUUAAACAACCAGUGAGAAAAGAUAAUAAUCCAGUACUUUUGCAUUCCAACAAAUGA
This is a messenger RNA of Lipotes vexillifer (Yangtze River dolphin), 1896 nucleotides long. RefSeq names its product SHC adaptor protein 4 (gene SHC4). NCBI's taxonomy places the organism in Eukaryota, Metazoa, Chordata, Mammalia, Artiodactyla, Lipotidae. The transcript has 14 exons. The record is from RefSeq and is a predicted model, not a curated record. Gene Ontology annotation, molecular function: receptor tyrosine kinase binding. Bases 1 to 1896 code for a protein of 631 amino acids. Gene Ontology annotation, biological process: cell surface receptor protein tyrosine kinase signaling pathway; intracellular signal transduction. Gene Ontology annotation, cellular component: plasma membrane.